Molecule: messenger RNA, 1931 nt
Organism: Capra hircus (goat)
Lineage: Eukaryota; Metazoa; Chordata; Mammalia; Artiodactyla; Bovidae
Gene: TSSK2
Product: testis specific serine kinase 2
Exons: 1
Coding region: 739-1812 (357 amino acids)
Biological process (GO): microtubule cytoskeleton organization; intracellular signal transduction; protein phosphorylation
Cellular component (GO): cytoplasm
Molecular function (GO): tau-protein kinase activity; protein serine/threonine kinase activity; ATP binding
Source: RefSeq, a predicted model, not a curated record
CUAUGUGCUCUCGCAGGACCUGUCUUAAAACGGGGCUCGGAUCCUGGCGGCUCCUGCAGCCCCCACCCCCCGACCCUCUCCUCCACAUCCCCUGACCCCAACGCCGGGACCCAUCCAUUCUCACAACGUCCACCUCCCCCAGGCCCUUCCCUGCCUGCAUCUCAAACUCUUCUUGCCCUCGGAACGCCAGCCCACCGGGGCUCCAGGCCACCGGGCUGGGCACUCACAGAGUCCGAGCUGCCCUCCACCCUUGACAGCGACCUUCGCCGCCCGGGAUCGGGGCGGCCCCUCCCAGGCCCGGCCCAGAGGUGGUGCUCAUCCCACCUCAAGGCAGUGGCGGGAAGGCAGCCCUCCCUCGAGGGACAGGAUCUGCUGCAGGGGCCUGGCACACUGGCUGGACCUGGGCGGCCCCGGCCUGACUCAGCCCAGGGCGGCACGGUGAGCUCGCAGCAGUCCUGGGCGCCGGCUUCCUCUCUUCCAGCGGGCCGCGGGGCUCUGCCAGCCCAGUCAGCCUUCCGGGGCUCCGGGGCCCGUCCCCCACCCAGUUCCCAGCCUGGGCAGCCUGGCUUUGUGACUUCACAGGCUGAAGUCACGCGGGGACAAUGCUGGGCGUUCCACACCUCCAGGUGCAGGCCCAGCCUGGCCAGACGGCUCCCCGCAGCGCAGUCGAGGACGAUGCCCGCUGGCCCGCGUGGGGGGGGGAUGUAGAGGGCGGCGGCGCGGGCCGCUCCGGGCGCCAUGGACGACGCCGCGGUCCUGAGGAAGAAGGGCUACAUCGUGGGCAUCAACCUGGGAAAGGGCUCCUACGCCAAGGUCAAGUCCGCCUACUCCGAGCGCCUCAAGUUCAACGUGGCGGUCAAGAUCAUCGACCGCAGGAAGACGCCUGCCGACUUCGUGGAGAGGUUCCUGCCUCGCGAGAUGGACAUCCUGGCGACCGUCAACCACCGCUCCAUCAUCAAGACCUACGAGAUCUUUGAGACGUCCGACGGCCGCAUCUACAUCGUCAUGGAGCUCGGCGUGCAGGGCGACCUCCUCGAGUUCAUCAAGUGCCGCGGGGCCCUGCACGAGGACGUGGCGCGCAGGAUGUUCCGGCAGCUGUCCUCGGCCGUCAAGUACUGCCACGACCUGGACGUCGUCCACCGCGACCUCAAGUGCGAGAACCUCCUCCUCGACAAGGACUUCAACAUCAAGCUGUCCGACUUCGGCUUCUCCAAGCGCUGCCUGCGGGACGGCAGUGGCCGGCUGACGCUGAGUAAGACCUUCUGCGGGUCGGCGGCGUACGCGGCCCCCGAGGUGCUGCAGGGUAUCCCCUACCAGCCCAAGGUGUACGACAUCUGGAGCCUGGGCGUGAUCCUCUACAUCAUGGUCUGCGGCUCCAUGCCCUACGACGACUCCGACGUCAAGAAGAUGCUGCGCGUCCAGAAGGAGCACCGCGUGGACUUCCCGCGCUCCAAGCACCUGACAGGCGAGUGCAAGGACCUCAUCUACCGGAUCCUGCAGCCGGACGUCACCCGGCGCCUGCACAUCGACGAGAUCCUCAGCCACGCGUGGCUGCAGCCCCCCAAGCCCAAGGCCAUGCCCUCCGCCUCCUUCAAGCGGGAGGGCGAGGGCAAGUACCGGGCUGACUGCAAGCUGGACCCCCGGCCUGAGCACCGGCCCGACCACAAACUGGGGGCCAAGACCCAGCACCGGCUGCUCGUGGUGCCCGAGACCGAGGACCGCGUGGAGGAGCGGCUGGCCGAAGCCUCCAGGGGCAAGGACCCCCACGUCUCCGGGGCCGAGGUGGGGAAGGCAAGCACCGAGCGGUGCUGAGGGCCCGGGGGGCGUGCGUGGCGCCGCGCGGCCCCGGGGGCUGAGUGGGCGGUAGGAGCCGAAGAAGCCACAGGUGCGAGAACGAGUAAAGUCCGUCAAUUAAACCGCUAUUUUGAUUA